This is a messenger RNA of Microsporum canis CBS 113480, 480 nucleotides long. RefSeq lists its product as uncharacterized. The transcript is spliced from 2 exons. Lineage: Eukaryota; Fungi; Ascomycota; Eurotiomycetes; Onygenales; Arthrodermataceae. The coding region runs from base 1 to 480 and encodes 159 amino acids. The record is from RefSeq and is a predicted model, not a curated record.
AUGUCUAGCUAUUUUACAACUUCUACGAGGAGGUUAUGUUUGGCCGUAUCGUAUGGUCUAGCUUCCCUAGCCCGUAGCUGCUGUAAAACCCAGAGGUACAACGAGAGUACUUCCACUCCCCGCCAACUUCCGCUGUGGGUGCAAGUUUCUCCGAGGUUCCUCUAUAUCACGUGCUAUCACGUGGCUCCGCCCCUGCCGUCUCUGGCGGAAAGUCGGCGGACUCCGCUGGCAGGGCGAAAAAGAGACGUGGGAGAAGAGAGCGAGGCAAGGAGGAGCCCCUUGGAAGCAGCCCCGACGGUUUUAUGGGUCAUAAAAAAAAAGGGGGGAAAGACGGGAAGAGCUUUUUUCCUCUUAGCCGUUCGAUGUGCACCAGCCGGGAUUUCCAACGCAGUCUCCGGCUCUCCCAUCCCUCCCAUCCCUCCACCUGCCUUGCUCUCCUCGUUGCUUUUUCUGCGUGCGUCGGCCUCGUCGAAGCGUUAG